Messenger RNA from Centropristis striata (black sea bass), 1015 nucleotides. Its product is annotated as zinc finger protein Gfi-1b-like. The coding region runs from base 119 to 1015 and encodes 298 amino acids. The transcript is spliced from 6 exons. Gene Ontology annotation, molecular function: RNA polymerase II cis-regulatory region sequence-specific DNA binding; DNA-binding transcription factor activity, RNA polymerase II-specific. The record is from RefSeq and is a predicted model, not a curated record. Gene Ontology annotation, biological process: regulation of transcription by RNA polymerase II. Lineage: Eukaryota; Metazoa; Chordata; Actinopteri; Perciformes; Serranidae.
CUGACUUCACAUUUAUCCCAGUAAUGUUAUUCGUGAAGUUUGUGUGAAGCCUAAAGAAGAACUUGUGGAAUUUAAAAAUCUGAUAAGUUUGAUUUCUGGUGUAGAGCCCGCCUGAGUGAUGCCUCGUUCUUUCUUGGUGAAGCGAGGAGGGCUGCACCACCUUGGAAAAAAGACGACGUCCUGGGACACAUCCCUGGGGUACUCCACAGUAGAUAAUAACACUGUGCCCAUCGCUUUACUGCAGCCGGACCUUCCUGCUAACAACCGUAUUAAUGGAAAUGAGCAUCUUCAACCAUUCAGACCCAAAUCUAAUGACCGAAUAUCUGCUGAACCCUGCAGUCCUGUCAACUUCAGUAGCCCCACGGAGAAACUGGAGUCUCACCCUCUCAUACCACCGGUAUGGUCCAGACCUCAUGUGAGCUCAGGAUAUCCAGACAAACUGUCUAUGGGACUGGGAGACUUGACCCCGCACCCUAACAUCCUGAGGGAGACCAGGAGCGGUCUCUGCUCGAAGAUGAGUGCUCCAAGGACAGAGUGUCCACUCUGUAGCAAAUUAUUUUCAUGUCUGUCAAGUCUGAAGACUCACAUAUGCAAAAGUCAUGGAAGCAGAGCACCGGCACACAUCAAGUCCAGCAGGACAGAAACUGAGCGAUCACCAUGCAGCGGCAAGGAGAGGACGUUUGGCUGUUCAGUGUGUGGAAAAGUGUUCAAGCGCUCGUCCACCCUCUCCACUCACCUGCUCAUACAUUCAGACACGCGGCCUUACCCCUGCCAGUACUGCGGCAAACGGUUCCACCAGAAAUCUGACAUGAAGAAACACACCUUCAUACACACAGGCGAGAAGCCCCAUGUGUGUCAGAUAUGUGGGAAGGCCUUCAGCCAGAGCUCCAACCUCAUCACCCACAGCCGUAAACACAGGGAUGACCGGCCUUACCGCUGUCCUCACUGCCUCUACAGCUUCCAGCACAAAGCUGACCUUCGGCAGCACCAGGAGCUCCACUGCACCUACCGCUGA